CUAGUGCAGAAACUAUCUGCCUAACUAAUGAGUGGAUCAGAUCCUGCUGAUGAUAGAGCAGACAAUAGAAGACUUACACGUGCAGAUGCACUAAGGGUUCCGCACGUGUUCAGGACCUUGGACGAGGGAGAAGAAAGACGACUUUGUGCCGAACGUAGAGCCCGUGCUCUAGCAGCAGGACUACAGGAAGCAAACAGAGUAGCAAGAGAGCGGGCAACAGCAGCCAGAGCAACAGCAAUGGCUAACGGUACCAGCUCUGCUGCGUCAUCAUCUGCGUCCUCGUCAGGGAAUAGUGGGACUCAGUUGGGAAUGCCAACGAGUUCCACGAGUUCCUCGGGCACUUCCAGUUCAACAGGGUCUAGACAGUCUUCCAGUCAAAUGGUGGGUUUGCAGUUCAGCCCGUUGACCCCGUGUGAGAGGGAGCUCAGAGAGAUCCAACAGGUCGAGAGGCUCCGCCAGCAGUUAGAGGAGGAUCUGAAGAAAGCAACCGAUAGAGAAAAAGAGAUAAAAAGUAGAGCAGCCAGACUUGAUACGUUAGAAGCUGACAAGGCUGCGUUAGAGGGAUUGGACGAAUCAAGUUUAUCUGACCCCCUGAAAGUGUUGAGGGACAACAUGUUGUCACUGCAUGCGCACGUGGACAGCAGGAUGGACUUCAUGCAAAGCACUUUGGACCAGAUCCUGGAUGCAUUGACAAAGCCAGGAUUCCGGCCACCAGCACAAUCGCCAUUGCUGUUAACCGCAGCAGCACAAGCUGGCACACAACCAAGUGGCACAUCCGCCGCAGCAGCACAGACUAUUGCAUAUUCUUCUUCGGGUCCAGUGGUGAUUGCUACAUCACCACAACAACCUGUUCAGUCAACUGGACAGCCGCAAGGUCAAUGGUAUCCAAAGACCCCAAUGAAACCACCUCUUGCCUUCUCAGGCGAGAGAAAGGACGAGGAACUCAACACAUGGUUGAGGACAGUCCCGGUUUGGGUGAAGGCCAAGAGGACCUUGCCUGAGGACGAAGUGGUAACUGCGGCGUCUUACCUUGAGGGUAAGGCAGCCAAGUGGUUAGAUGGUGUAGUUGUGAAGGCCGGGUACGGGAGACGCAUGGCGGAUUGGGCUAAGUCUUUGACUUUAGACCAAUUCAUGGAGAUGGUAGAAGCUCGAUGCAUAACCCACAGGAAGCUCAAAGGGCCACUGAUGCCAUUAACAAGCUGGACCAACGCAAGUUCAGAUGUGUCUAAGGCCUUAGAAGACUCUGAAGGCGAGUGGUCAAACAAGGACCCUCACGAGUUUUGGGUGGCGCUAAAGAAGGGUCCUAGAGGGGAACAUUUCGUGGUGGAAGUGGAUGUAGGAGGCCGCAAAUGUGGAGCCUUCAUAGACAACGGAUCCACGCGAAAUUACAUAAGUCGCGAUUGUUUGGAAAGGCUGCACCUACAGGACCGGGUACGGCACCUUAGUAGACCAGUAGCAUCUACUUUGGCCAACAAAGAGCGCAUGAUUGUCACAGACUACAUCAAGGACAUAGUUUGUACCUUCUCCAAUGGAGGAGGAGAGCUUAACCAUAAGAUCUCGUUCUUGGUUAGCGACGACUUGCCAUUCGAAAUGUUGUUAGGCAUGUACUACCUUGAAGUUGCUAAGCCCCAGUUCGACUGGGAUAAGAAGGUGCUCAAGCAAAAGUUGCCCGAUGGCCGAACCGUCAGAUUGACUAAGUUCAAGGCCAGCCGUAUUGUAGAUACCUAUGGUUGCUUGUGUGCAUCAGCAUUCUACAACUAUUACAAGCAAAACAAAGAGGAGGGUAUGUACCUUGUUUAUGUCUCUGAGAAGGGGGAGGCCGUUAAAUCACCCCCAGAGAUAGAACGCGUCGUUGCUAAGUUCCCUGAUCUGUUCGAGGAGCCCACAGGAGUUGUUGAUAGGGAAGUCGUCCACGCUAUAGAAAUCAUUCCAGGGAGUAAAACCCCAAAGGGGAGGAUCUAUAGGAUGGCCCCUGCCGAGUUAGAUGAACUUCGGAAGCAACUCAAGGAGCUGACAGAGAAGGGAUGGAUUCGGCCUAGUACUUCCCCUUACGGAUCACCCGUGCUAUUCGUACCGAAGAAGGGGGGUACUUUGAGGAUGUGCAUUGAUUAUAGGGGCCUCAAUGUCAUCACGGUGAAAAACGCAGAGCCUCUACCUCGCAUAGACGACCUACUGGAUAGGCUGCAGGGAUGCAAGUACUAUACAAAGAUAGACUUGAAAUCUGGAUAUCACCAGAUCGCAAUAAGACCUGAGGACCAACACAAGAUAGCUUUUCAAACUCGUUAUGGUCUGUAUGAGUUUGUAGUGAUGCCUUUUGGUCUUUGCAAUGCGCCGGGUACAUUCCAGCACGCUAUGAAUCGGAUCUUCCAUGACCAUUUAGAUAAGUUUGUCGUAGUCUAUCUAGACGACAUUCUGAUCUUUAGUAAGUCUGUCGAGGAGCACGCACAGCAUGUUGAGACAGUACUCUCACUCCUACGACAGCACAAGUAUAAGGUCAACUUAGAGAAGUGCGAGUUUGGCCGCACUAAGAUACUAUACUUGGGUCACGAAGUAUCCGCGGAAGGGAUUAGGCCGGAAGAUGCGAAGGUGGCUAGUAUUCGAGACUGGCCACGACCUCAGACAGUCACUGAGGUCAGAUCAUUCUUAGGAAUGUGUGGCUACAAUAGGAACUUCGUCUUUUGGGAAGGUUCUUCUAUCUGAGGACUGAUCAUCAGACCCUCAAAUGGAUCAAGACUCAACCGGCUCUUUCUGAUGCACUCAAGCGAUGGAUUGAGGUCAUAG
Molecule: messenger RNA, 2781 nt
Organism: Chara braunii
Lineage: Eukaryota; Viridiplantae; Streptophyta; Charophyceae; Charales; Characeae
Source: the annotation of a GenBank genome assembly